CCAACAAAACUGAACGUAUAUAAAGAGCUCCUGUAGUCAAAAACAGUUGGCUUUUUUUACGUGAAGCCCACACCACAAACAUAUAAGCCCUUUAUUAUAGUAUAUCAGGUCAUCAUCGACAACAACAACAAACUACCCGACCCUAUCUCAUACACACAACUGGUCCCGAAGUUAGCCGAUUGAUCCGAUGACGGCUACAUCCAAUGUGUAUAAACUUUACCGUACGGUCAUCGACGAUGUCCUUAACGGCGUACGGGAGGCCUUUCUGGACGACGGUGUCGACGAACAAGUACUGGCCGAUCUGAAACAAAUGUGGGAAAAAAAGAUUACCGAAACMAAAGCCGUAGAUCCGACGGCCAAAGAUCCGGAACCGGCGCCGACGGCCAGCAAAAAUUCGAACAGACAUAACAAUUCGGGCGGCGGUGGCGGUUCGUCACGUAACUCGUCGCAGGCCAACAAAGAUAAGGAUGCGGCCCUGCUCGGGCGGAGGCGGCCGCCGCUGCUGCUCUCCCAACAGUCAGCACCAUCGGUACCGGCCGGUCAGUUAACGCAAUCACAGCCGUCGAUAGUGGCCACGGCUGCGGCACAUCUAACAAUGCAAUCACAUGUCCAGCAGCAGCAGCAGCAGCUGCCGGCCCAACCACAACAAACCCUACACUCCUCGCAAACAACAACAACACCAGCAACACUAGUACCCCAUCCUCCUCAGCAGCCGCAGCAGACAGUGGUCACCGGUAAUAUACAUCACACGUUGCCUAUACAUCACGGCCCGGGCACUGGUGUUGGUGUUGGCCAACAACAACAAACAUUGCAUAUACAACCAAACGCCCACCAGAAUAUUAUAUUGGGUCAGUCGGGUAUCAACUAUACGACAACUACCGGUACUACUAGUGAAUCGAGUGAUGGCCGCAGCGGUGUACCGACACAACAACAACAACAGCCGAAAAUGUUGGUCCUCCAAAACGGUGGACAGCAUAUACUUUUCUCACAUAAUGUCCUAAAUCAACUACAAUUUCAGCAACACUUGGCUGCAGCAGGAGGUGGUGGUGGGGGUAUCGGUGCCAAUGUCAUACAGCCAUCAGUUGUCCAUCACACUAAUAAUAUCAAUUUAGCACCGAAUACGACCAUACAGUACGCGACGGCUGCCGGCACGGCCGCAAAUACCAUACGACAGGCACCGCCAUCGGCGGCUGCAAUUGCAGCCGCUGUCGCUGCCCGUAACAACACCACCGCACAGUCGUCGACGGCAGCGGCGGCGGCUGCCAAUCGAGUUGUCCAAUUGGACGGCGCUCACGAUACCAGCGACGAAGAUGACGACGAAGACGAGUACAGAGACAACGAUGACGAUCACGACGAUAAUGACGAAGAAAUCGAUAACGACGAUAAUGAUGGUCAGGGAGAGGACGAGGAACCGUUAAACUCUGAGGACGAUGUCAGCGAUGAAGAUCCCACCGAACUGUUCGAAACUGAUAAUGUAGUCGUCUGUCAAUACGAUAAGAUAACCAGAAGUCGUAACAAAUGGAAGUUUCAUCUGAAAGAUGGUAUUAUGAAUCUUCAGGGAAAAGAUUAUGUAUUCCAGAAGGCUGUCGGCGAUGCCGAGUGGUAGAGGACUAGUAGGAGGAGGAGGAGGAGGAGGAAUGGGAGGGUAUAGGAUCAGACAGAUAGACAGACACACACAUAGACAACUCGGACACCACUACUACYACCACCACCACCACUACCAACACAACCUCAUUAUAAAUGACAGUACAGAUAGACCCCCGAAAAAAAAGAGAGAGACAUAUAUCAUAUCUGUGUGUCUUUUUGUUUGUUUGUUUGUUUGUUUUAAUUAAAUUAAUUAAUUGUUUAUUACUAUUGAUUUUUAUAAUUAUAAAUA
Messenger RNA from Oppia nitens, 1876 nucleotides. It is a transcript of the gene TfIIA-L, whose product is annotated as transcription initiation factor IIA subunit 1-like. NCBI's taxonomy places the organism in Eukaryota, Metazoa, Arthropoda, Arachnida, Sarcoptiformes, Oppiidae. Gene Ontology annotation, biological process: transcription initiation at RNA polymerase II promoter; transcription by RNA polymerase II. The record is from RefSeq and is a predicted model, not a curated record. Gene Ontology annotation, cellular component: transcription factor TFIIA complex.